AUGGGCAAGGCGAAGUACAUCAUGCUCGACUGCGACAACACGCUCGUCCAGUCUGAGCGUUUCGCGUUCGAGGCCUGCGCCGACCUCACCAACCAGGUCCUCGAGAAGCACAACAUCUCCGACCGCUACACAGCCGAGUCAUUGCUCGAGGACUUUGUCGGCCACAACUUCCGCGGCAUGCUCAAUGGUCUGCAGAAGAAGCACAAGUUCAAGAUGAACGACGCCGAGAUGGAGGACUUUGUCGCGCAAGAACUCGGAGCCGUGACCCUCAAGCUCAGCCAGAAGGCCGUCGAGUGCCCCGGUGUGACUGAGCAGCUCAACAAGCUCAAGGAGCAGGGCUACCCCAUGUCCGUCGUCUCUACUUCCGCCAAGAGCCGUGUCGUCGCCUCCAUCGAGAAGGCCGGCAUCGCCCACUUCUUCCCUCCCGAGCACGUCUACUCCGCCGCCACCUCACUCGACCCCCCUUCAUCCAAGCCCGACCCCAAGAUCUACCUAUACGCUGCUGAGCAGCUCGGUGUCAAGCCCUCCGAGGCCGUCACCGUCGAGGACAGCAAGAGCGGUGCCACUGCUGCCAUGCGCGCGGGCAUCCCUUGCAUCGGCUACGUUGGCAUCUACGGCAUCGAGGAGGGCAAAGAGAAGAUGGAACAGAUGGCCAAGCUCCUCACCGAGGAGACCAAGUGCGCGGCCAUCAUGUACGACUGGAAGGAGUUCCCAGAGUGCCUGAAGAAGGUCGAGGCCAAGUUGUAA
Messenger RNA from Alternaria incomplexa, 747 nucleotides. RefSeq lists its product as uncharacterized. The record is from RefSeq and is a predicted model, not a curated record. NCBI's taxonomy places the organism in Eukaryota, Fungi, Ascomycota, Dothideomycetes, Pleosporales, Pleosporaceae. Gene Ontology annotation, molecular function: hydrolase activity. The transcript is spliced from 2 exons. The coding region runs from base 1 to 747 and encodes 248 amino acids.